Lasiosphaeria miniovina is the source of this 2829-nucleotide messenger RNA. RefSeq names its product ribonucleases P/MRP protein subunit POP1-domain-containing protein. The coding region runs from base 1 to 2829 and encodes 942 amino acids. Gene Ontology annotation, cellular component: ribonuclease MRP complex; nucleolar ribonuclease P complex. The record is from RefSeq and is a predicted model, not a curated record. The transcript has a single exon. Gene Ontology annotation, biological process: tRNA 5'-leader removal. NCBI's taxonomy places the organism in Eukaryota, Fungi, Ascomycota, Sordariomycetes, Sordariales, Lasiosphaeriaceae.
AUGGACGGCAGAAAGAAACUGACCUCCUCCGGCGCUGGUGCCUCGGAGGCGCGGAAGCGAAAGGAGCCCCCGACAGUAACUGGCAACAACCGGAACCAGGCGAAAGGCACGCACUCGACAGGACGCUCCCUCAAGCGCGUCAAGUUCCAGGAUGCCCGAAACAUUCGCACCCAGCCGUCUGAUGCCGCCCUCGAGGAUGGUCGUCUAGACCUGCAGAAGUUCCUCAACGCGCGCCAGUUUGAGAUCAAGGCGCUCGAAUCGAGCAUGCAGAAAUGCACGUCCGUCAAUGCGACCCGCGUCUUCCAGCAGGUGCCGCGAGCGAUGCGGAGGAGGACGGCCAGCCACAAUGUCCGGAGAGUACCCAAGAGGCUAAGGGCGAGGGCCCGAAAAGAGCAGAUCGAAGACAAUACCCCAACCGUCGAGGCCAGAAAACGCCGACCACGCACCACGCGCGCCCGCAUACGUGCUGAGACGGUGAAAAAGUUGGGCAUUCUCGCCGCUAAGAAACGAACGAAGCAGCUUAAGAAGAAGGCCGCGUCCCAGGGUUCUACUCCAUCGAGUCGGGUGGAGGACACGAUUCAGGCCACAGUACAGACCAGAGCACCGAGGCCAAAGAUCCGGCGUAACACACUGAACGAGCCUCCAAGCCUCAAGUCCAAGUUCAAAAGGAGGCAAAUCAACAAGACUUGGCUACCAACACAUCUCUGGCACGCGAAGCGGGCGAUCAUGACAGAGCCAACUAGACCUCUUUGGAGGUUCGCUAUUCCAUGCACACCGACCGAGAAGUGCUACAGGCCCACUCAUCGCGCCUCUGGCCAGAAAGGCGCUGUCGUCUGGGACGUGAGCUACAUUAGUACAGUCGGCCUAUACGGCUUAGCCCAGAGCCUUGAGCGAAUGCUAAAGGCUUUGGGUCUGACUCAAGAGCACCUCUGGAGUACCAGGGGCCAAAAUUGGCGGGCAGGCCUCAGGAAAUGGACCGGGUUGUUGAGCCAGCAAACAAAAGACACAAGGCGAGACAUUGGCCCUGGCACCGUUAUCUGGAAUCCCGAGCCGCCGGCUGGGAGUGUCGAAAAGACGAACCCGGAGCGCCCGAAAAAAAUACAGAGACAAGUCUUGAUUCGAACCCACCCGUCUUGCUUUCUCCAGCUGUUCAACGAGCUUGUCAAGGUGGCCAAGAUGCAGACCCCUCAGGUGCAUGUCGAGGACUUGCGCUUCGAGAUUGGCAGCAUCGAACUCACAGGACCUGGCUCGACAGAGACCUUACUUGGCGUUCUUCAGCCAUAUUACAACAAACCCGAAACAGAGGAGACCCAUGGACGCGUCUUUAAGUCUCUUGCUGGUGUAACGAACCCAGCAUCCCUUCCAACAGAUGCCUUGCUGUCGUUUUCGGCCAAGGAUCCGCGGCUAUCAUAUCCGCCUAAGCGGGUCGUUGUCACCAACGGGAGUAACGAUCUGGCGCUUUUGGAGUUGCUAACCAAGUGGCCAGUUGGGGAAGGCCUGAAGCCGUUUGAUAUAUUCAGCAGGGAGUGCCUAUAUAGGGCGUCACAGCUACCUCGACAGAAGAGUAUAAACAGGCGAAAGGGCUCAAACGCUCCUGGAGAGGCCAUUCUUGUGACUGCGGCCGACCCACCAAUCCCCGUCAUGCUCCUAGCCUCCAGACCGGCCACAGGCGGACAAGCUCAAGGAACGUGGACCCUCCUGGCUCCUUGGAAAUGCAUCCCGGCUAUAUGGUACAGCUUGAUGCACUACCCUCUAUCAACUGGAGGCAAUCCUCGUCUUGGGGGCCUGGACGAGCAGAGGCAAGUCGCUUUCGAGCAUGGCGCGCCUUGGUUCCCGGGUGACUUCCCCGGAACCGAUGCAGGUUCUACUUGGGAGCUUGAGCAGCGGGCAAAACGCAAACGAGACUGGGACCGGCGGCCCAAGGGCAAAAGGGUGGAGUGGAAGUCCCUGGAUCUUGGUGCUGGGAGGAAAGGGGAGAUUGGAGACGGUCUGGCAUGCGACUUCGAAUAUCUCUUUGGCCUUCCAAGAGAGGACCUCGCAAAAGCCGCCAGAGCAAACGAAAAUUCAACUACAGAGAAUCCGGACGCAAUGGAUUUGGGUGAUAUCAAAGACACGGAAGAUGGGGCACCAAAAGAACAUGCGAGCGCCCAUCGGUCCCUUACUAUGGUCAGGCAGCUGUCGAAGACAUCAUUUGCUGCACUACUUACGCCUUCAAGUGUGGACAAACCGCCCGCAUGCUCGAUCAUCACAGUAAACAUCAGCUUUGUCGCGAGAGGCGUUGCCAACCCCUGCGCUAGGAUAUAUCGUCUCCCGACCGCGCAAGUUUCUGCUGUCCCUCCUCUAUCCACCGAGACAGAAGUUCCGUCCACAGAGCCUCCGUUCAAGGGUCCGGGAUCGCUACCAAAGCGCCUCCGAGAUCAAUGGCUCAAGCUAGGCCUUUCCAAUGCCGCAUCUCUAGGCGGUGGCAAACGAGCAAAGCUUGGGCUAGCACCUCCUCGUAUUCCACCUGGGGCUGACCUGGAGGCCCACAAGAGGCUCCUGGCCGCAUCGAUCCUCACAACGGAGCCCUUGCCAUAUCCCAAGCCCGCCGCCAAUCAGACCGACGUUGGUGGUCACCCGUUGUGCCCGAACGAGGAAGACCUGAUUGGGUUCGUGACAACAGGUGCAUUCAGUCUAAGUAAAGGCAGGGGCACGGCAAUCGGCUCCAUCUCGGCUGAGAAGGCGCUGACAGCCCUGAAAGUGGCGGGAGGGGGGAGAGAGGGAAAAUUUUGCAUCCUGAGAAAUGCAGGAGAGAGCGUUGGUUGGCUGGCCCGGUGGGAAGCUGUCUAA